Coregonus clupeaformis (lake whitefish) is the source of this 3863-nucleotide messenger RNA. Its product is annotated as transportin-1. Lineage: Eukaryota; Metazoa; Chordata; Actinopteri; Salmoniformes; Salmonidae. Gene Ontology annotation, molecular function: small GTPase binding; nuclear import signal receptor activity. Gene Ontology annotation, biological process: protein import into nucleus. The transcript has 25 exons. Gene Ontology annotation, cellular component: nucleus; cytoplasm. The record is from RefSeq and is a predicted model, not a curated record. Bases 163 to 2850 code for a protein of 895 amino acids.
GUCACAGCACAGUUGGGGUCUUGUAAAUGCGCCAUGAAUCCGUAUGAGUAGCUUGUUGUAAAAAAACGGAAUGUCUCUGCGCUGACAGGCCCAAGUCUAACGUUAUAAAUUCAACACUGUAGCGUUUGAGGAAGAAAGACUACGAUAUAUCGGCAAACCAAGAUGGAGUGCGAGUGGAAACCAGAUGAGCAAGGACUUCAGCAAAUUCUACAGCUUUUGAAAGAGUCCCAGUCUCCGGAUACGUCCACUCAAAGAUCCGUCCAGCAAAGACUGGAACAGCUCAACCAAUACCCAGACUUCAACAACUACUUGAUAUUCGUGCUGACGAAGUUGAAAUCAGAAGAUGAGGCGACCCGCUCUCUGAGUGGUCUGAUCCUAAAGAACAAUGUGAAGGCCCACUACCAGAACUUCCCCAAUGGAGUGUCUGAUUUCAUUAAGAGCGAGUGUCUGCAGAACAUCGGAGACUCCUCGCCUCUCAUCCGGGCCACCGCGGGUAUCCUCAUCACCACCAUCGCCUCCAAAGGGGAGCUGCAGAACUGGCCCGAGCUGCUGCCCAAACUCUGCCUUCUGCUGGACUCUGAGGACUACAACACCUGUGAGGGGGCGUUUGGAGCUCUUCAGAAGAUCUGUGAGGACUCAGCAGAGAUCUUGGACAGUGACGUGUUGGACCGUCCGCUCAACGUUAUGAUCCCAAAGUUCCUGCAGUUCUUCAAGCACAGCAGCCCCAAGAUAAGGUCUCAUGCCAUCGCCUGCGUCAACCAGUUCAUCAUCAGUAGGACCCAGGCCCUAAUGCUGCACAUCGACGACUUCAUCGAGAACCUGUUUGCCCUGGCGACUGAUGAGGAGCCGGAGGUGAGGAAGAACGUUUGCAGAGCUCUGGUCAUGCUGCUGGAGGUCCGCAUGGACCGUCUCCUACCACACAUGCACAACCUCAUAGAGUACAUGCUGCAGAGGACUCAGGACCAGGAUGAGAACGUGGCUCUGGAGGCCUGUGAGUUCUGGCUGACACUGGCUGAACAGCCUGUCUGUAAGGACGUGCUGUGUAACCACCUCUCCAAGCUGAUUCCGGUGCUCGUCAACGGGAUGAAGUACUCCGAGAUCGACAUCAUUCUGCUCAAGGGUGAUGUGGAGGAGGAUGAUGAUGAGGCAAUCCCUGACAACGAGCAGGACAUCAGGCCCAGGUUCCACCGCUCCCGUACUGUUGCCCAGCAACACGAGGGCGACCGUGAUGGCAUCGAGGACGAGGACGAUGAUGAUGAUGAUGACCUGGACGAUGAUGACACCAUCUCUGACUGGAACCUCCGUAAGUGUUCAGCAGCAGCGUUGGACGUGUUGGCUAAUGUGUUCAGAGAUGAUCUGCUCCUCCCCAUCCUGCCUCUCCUCAAAGAGCUGCUCUUCCACCCAGAGUGGGUCAUCAAGGAGUCUGGCAUACUGGUCCUGGGGGCCAUCGCUGAGGGUUGUAUGCAGGGUAUGAUCCCCUACCUGCCAGAGCUCAUCCCCCACCUGGUGCAGUGUCUGAGUGAUGAGAAGGCCCUGGUGCGCUCCAUCACCUGCUGGACCCUGAGUCGCUAUGCCCACUGGGCGGUCAGCCAGCCUCCUGACACCUACCUGAAGCCCCUGAUGACCGAGCUGCUCAAACGCAUCCUGGACUCCAACAAGAGGGUGCAGGAGGCCGCUUGCAGUGCCUUUGCCACUCUGGAAGAAGAGGCGUGUACAGAGUUGGUUCCCUACUUGGCCUACAUCCUGGACACGCUGGUGUUUGCCUUCAACAAGUACCAACACAAGAAUCUGCUCAUACUGUACGACGCUAUAGGGACGCUCGCUGACUCCGUGGGACACCACCUCAACAAGCCGGAAUACAUUCAGAUGCUGAUGCCUCCACUGAUAGCAAAGUGGAACCAGCUGAAGGACGAAGACAAGGAUCUGUUCCCUUUACUAGAGUGCCUGUCGUCAGUAGCCACGGCUCUCCAGAGUGGUUUCCUGCCCUACUGUGAGCCUGUGUACCAGCGCUGUGUCAACCUGGUGCAGAAGACCCUCGCUCAGGCCAUGCUCCACCAGUCCCAGCCAGACCAGUACGAGGCUCCUGAUAAGGACUUUAUGAUUGUGGCUCUGGACCUGCUCAGCGGAUUGGCCGAGGGGUUGGGCGGCAACAUCGAGCAGCUGGUCGCCCGUAGCAACAUCCUCACGCUCAUGUACCAGUGCAUGCAGGACAAAAUGCCGGAGGUGCGUCAGAGCUCCUUUGCUCUGCUGGGUGACCUGACUAAGGCUUGUUUCCAGCAUGUAAAGCCAUGCAUCGCUGAUUUCAUGCCUGUACUAGGCACUAAUCUGAACCCAGAGUUGAUAUCAGUGUGCAACAAUGCAACAUGGGCAAUCGGAGAGAUAUCUAUACAAAUGGGAGCUGAGAUGCAGCCCUACGUGACCAUGGUGCUGCACCAGCUGGUUGAGAUCAUCAACAGGCCCAACACUCCAAAGACCCUGCUGGAGAACACAGCAAUAACAAUUGGUCGUCUUGGUUACGUUUGUCCUCAAGAGGUGGCACCCAUGCUACAGCAGUUUAUAAGACCCUGGUGCACCUCUCUAAGGAACAUAAGAGACAAUGAGGAGAAAGACUCAGCUUUCCGAGGCAUCUGCACUAUGAUCAGUGUCAACCCCGGAGGAGUGGUACAGGAUUUUAUAUUUUUCUGUGAUGCAGUGGCCUCAUGGGUAAAUCCAAAGGAUGAUCUGCGAGACAUGUUCGGCAAGAUCCUCCAUGGGUUCAAGAACCAGGUGGGCGAGGAGAACUGGAGGCGUUUCUCAGACCAGUUCCCACUGCCUCUGAAGGAACGGCUGGCAGCCUUCUACGGGGUGUAACGCUUUCCAUAGGAACAGGCCUGUUCAAGGGGGUCAUUCACUAUGGGAGACGACAGACGGGGAACCUCUUAUACCCAGGGAACAUGUUACCGUUUUCUGGGGGUAGGGUCUGCCAGCUGGGGAGGGAGGGGGGUGCGGACCGGGACCCUCCUCAACCUUCUUGACGGGCGGGGUGGGAGGGAGGUGUUAGCCAGCAGAGGCAGUCAACGCCCCCCAAGCAACAGGCGAGGGGGACACAGGGGAACCGGUGGGCCAACUUAAUCAAGGGAGGAAACAUUUAUUUAAUCAUUUCAACAUCUCAAUCAGAAAGGAAAAGACGACGUCAGCGUAGCCAUUGUUGUCUCUUUUUUAUUUUAUUUAUUUUCAUCUGAGCUCUCCAGUGACGCUGCUACUGAGUGGACAUUUGAAACAAAACACAGGAAAAAAAAACAAUGCAAAACUUCAUAAAUGCUUCUGUCGUUUAGUUGUGGUAAAAUCAUGGGUUUAUACUUACCGCGGGGGUAGUACUGAUUGAGGAUCAGCUUUCAGUUAAGAAGAGCUUUUAAAUCUAUACGUAUCAACCGGAAAGUGCAACUCAGAGAUAAGUGUAGGGGGAGGGAGGGAGUGUAGAACUAGAUGGAAUUAUACCAACCAUAGAAUUUAUGUGGGGGUGGUUAUAAAAUAAGAAAAUUGCAUGGAAAUGACAUUACAAGUCUGGAAGAAAACAACAUAGCAGCUGUCCUCAACUGCCAGGACAGCUGCUAGCCAAGCAACCGCUACAGAGGGUAAUAGAGUAAAGGAAAUUCAUAUUUAUAAGAAGAAUCUAACCAGCAAUUUCUUGGGGGGGACACUGCCUUCGCAUAUCUUUGAAUAACAAUAGCCUGUCUUUUCUUGUAGUCAUCAAUCAAAGUAAUUGCGUUGAGUUAAUGAAAGAAAAAUUGGUAGUGGCAUAUUUUAAAGUAAUAGAGUAAUAAACAGUAUUUUUAUGGCAGGUCAGAAGCUGUGUUGAAUAAACCAUUCAUUCAAACACGUCA